This is a messenger RNA of Somion occarium, 1804 nucleotides long. The record is from the annotation of a GenBank genome assembly. NCBI's taxonomy places the organism in Eukaryota, Fungi, Basidiomycota, Agaricomycetes, Polyporales, Cerrenaceae.
GCAUGAACUUGAACUGUGUCCAAAGCGUUACCUACGAUCUUUCAAGGAUCUUUCAAGGAUGAAACCUCGCCUGCCAUAUGCACGAGUGUCGCACUGGUGGCCAGUGUGUGUCCUAACUUUUGUUGUCAAAGAACUUCAAGUCAAACGGUGAUGCCAAAUCUUGUUGUUCCUCGAGGCGAUACUAGACACAAGAACUUCAACGAAUCCUACGUAUCCACUUAUCUCCUUGCGAUGGAUCAAGAUAUUCACCUUCUCGACGACGAAUGUUACUCGCGGUUGGUCAACAAUUCGUAUUGGUACAAGAAACACAUAAAUGCCAACCUGAGGAUGGAUAUAACCCCGCAAGAUCUCCUUUCAUUCGACAAACCCGAACUUGAUAAGACUUCGCUACUACACACCACAGUCCAGCGAUGUCUCCCAUACAUUGAGCUACAGGAUGCUAUAAUGAACCCGACCUCCUUCAUAGACCCACUGAGAGCCGAGAAAAUACAUUUGGUCACUAUAUUUGAACAAGUCACAGUACAAAUGCCGCCCCUUGUCCUUAUCUUGGCCGAAGACUUUGCAGAGCUCCGCUCUAUCCGCGAAAUUGUCCUGGGUCACGUAGACUUAUACUGGCAACCGACAUCUCAACAAAACCUCCGCGUUCUCAAGAUCUUGAAUUUAUCUCAAUCUGAUUCCGCUUCCGACUCAUCGAGCGAAUUUCUCAACAUAUUACGAGUAUGUCCUAUGCUCGAAGAGUUGAUUCUGGCGAACAUUCCUCCGAUUCGGGACGACGUAGCAACUUGUUAUAUACCCCGAGCAAAUCUCCCGAAGCUAAAGGAUAUCCGUAUCCUCGGCACUGUCACUAAUAUUCGCACUCUGCUGGCCAAUCUCAAGGUCCCCAGCUCAGCAAACGUCUACCUCAUGCCUCACGUCGAGAAGAAUGGUCAAGAGAACUUUACUGACUGCUUUGAUCUCCCUGCGACUCAUCAAUUCUUGCCCUUGCACGAGGUCAACGGUGUUGUCAUUACUUCGGGCCCACAACGCGGUGGUUUCAUUGUCGAAGGCUUUCCCUAUCCGGUUAGGUCAUUCGGCAUUGAUCCAUCUAGAAGUUAUGUCGCACACUUUACCAUUGAAAUCCAGUACGAGGGUGAAAAAAUCUGGCUUGGUUCUAGUAUGCGAGGCUCGUAUAUCGUGGCGAGGGACAUCGCUCAAGUACCCCCCAUCUUUCCAAAGUCGUCCCAUGUCACGCUUCGGUGCGAUACUUCGACUGGAAACAUCACCGAGCAAGACUGGAGAAAGGUCUAUUCGAACUUCUCCACCGUGUUCCAGCUUUCGAUUGAAAACAUAGCCGACACUCGCUAUGGAAAACCCAAACAUCGCCAGCCAGAAGUUUGGCUUUCAUCCCUUGGGGUACCAAAAUCAAUUGGUAAUGUGUUAUGUCCCGCUCUGAAUAAUCUUUUCCUCUGUGGCGUUACCGUGGAUCAAGCACUUCUACGUCAGCUCUGCAAAACUCUCGGGGAGCGGGGCCUAUCGUUCAAACUUUGCAUGCUCACUAUCAUUCGUCGCAAUGAGAAUGAGGGUCUUUGUGAACAGGAUUGGAAAUGGCUCACGGGGUAUUCUGGGCUGCUAGGUCUUGUGGAUAAUUUCGAAUAUUACCGGGAUGUUGGUCCUUUCAUGGCCGACGUGUGGUAUAAUGAAUUUGGUGGGUCGGAUUUCGAAGGUUUCUGACACCUAGAACAUUGCGUCAUUCUUGAACGUCCUCUCAUGUAACCCUCUAUCUUGUCACUUGUAGGCUAUCGCGAGCCACAGCGGCCUCAUAUGU